This is a messenger RNA of Cuscuta campestris, 1334 nucleotides long. The record is from the annotation of a GenBank genome assembly. Lineage: Eukaryota; Viridiplantae; Streptophyta; Magnoliopsida; Solanales; Convolvulaceae.
ACAUAGAAAUAUAGUACCAAACAAAAGAAGAAUAAUGGGCGGAGCUUGGCAUUCUAAGCCUGGAGUAGAGCCCAAAUACCUACGAGGGUAAGCCCCUUUCAAGAAUUUACAACCUUUCUCUUUCCCUUCGGCUCCGGCAGCCUCCUUCGCCGUUCUUCCUUAAAUCCAUCCUCAGUUAAUUGCAACGAAACCUUCUAAAGUCGUGCAUGCUGAGCUGACGGAGAAUGGGUAACAGCAAGCAGAGGCGAUUCAAGAACCAUCGCGGGCAAUCCAGCCGCCCUUAUGAACCAAAUUAUCCGCUCAGUAAUGAAGAGUCACUACCCGUUGGUUCAAGCGAAGACGAUGAAAAACCACGCCCUAGUGUUCAUCUUGCUAUGUGGGAUUUUGGUCAGUGCGACGCAAAAAGAUGCACUGGACGCAAGCUUGCACGAUUUGGUUUGUUGAAAGAAAGUAUCUUCUUUUGAUGCAUUGCUGUUAAAUGUUCCAAAUCCGGUUUACUAUUGCCAGUAGCGAGCAAUUCCCAUGAAACAAUUGAAUUUCGUACAUUCUUUUAUGUAGCUAUAUUUAGGUCUAAACUUUUGUUUGGACACACAUAUUAUUAAGAGAGUCUAAUUUUUAUUGUGUAUUUGCAGGAGUUGAGGGUUAACAGUGCCUUUGGUGGCAUUGCUUUAAGUCCUGCUGGAUCACAUUGCAUCUCGAGAGAGGAUCAUGAUUUAAUUGAACGAAAGGGGUUGGUAGUUGUGGAUUGUUCAUGGGCACGAUUGGAUGAUGUACCUUUUGCAAAGCUACGGUGCCCUGCACCUCGUCUUUUGCCAUGGUUGGUAGCAGCAAAUCCAAUAAAUUACGGUCGACCUUGUCAGCUCUCUUGUGUUGAGGCUUUAGCUGCUGGUUUAAUUAUCUGUGGGGAAGAGGAAAGUGCAUAUUUACUGCUGAACAAGUUCAAAUGGGGCCAUGCUUUCUUGUCCCUCAACAGAGAACUUUUGAAGGCAUACUCCGAAUGCAAGACCAGUGCAGAUAUCAUUUCAACCCAAAAUGAAUGGCUCUCCAGGGAAAGCUCACGGGUUCCACAAGCUCUGGAACAGCCAGAUGGAGAGGAUGCACAAUCUCAUGAUAAUGGUGAAAAUUCAUCUAACGAUUCUGAUGAUGGACUUCCACCACUCGAGAAAAAUAUGAAUCAUUUGAAGUUGGCAGAUAGUGAUGAAGAGAGCAAAUAAGAUGUCACCAUUUAUUUUCACUUGUUGAAAUUAAGUUAUAUCGAUGUAUUUGUUUCUACCUACAUCUAAAUGUGUAAUGAAUGCUCCGUACUAUAUAACUCAUAAAUGCCCAUAUACUAA